This is a messenger RNA of Boleophthalmus pectinirostris (great blue-spotted mudskipper), 746 nucleotides long. RefSeq lists its product as uncharacterized. The transcript has 3 exons. Bases 302 to 658 code for a protein of 118 amino acids. Lineage: Eukaryota; Metazoa; Chordata; Actinopteri; Gobiiformes; Gobiidae. The record is from RefSeq and is a predicted model, not a curated record.
GGAGCGCGGCUCGGAGCUGUGAGGCUCAGUCUGACAAAAAUCACUUUAGGAGUAACGAGGAUUUAAACAUUUUAAAAAUGGAAAAGAAUCGUAGAAAACCCAGACACCCUGAAGAACUCGAGCAGGUUCAACUCCCACAAUCCAGGAGGAGGAGGAGGAGCUGAGGUUAGGAUAAUGGGGGGGGCUUAAAUAAAGUGGAUCCUGUGUGUCCUGGAGUGACCUCUGACCCCUGUGGCCAUGUGACCAUUCUAGUCCAAUAAGAGGAUUAUCUGCUCGCUCUGGGACUGAGGACUUCACAAACAUGGACCUGGUCUGGACCUGGACUCUGGUCUUUGGGCUCCUGCUCGGUCUCUGUGAGUCCAGACCCGAGACCGGCUCUACACCUGCGCUCCAGGUUAGCUCCACAGCGCCCCCUUCAGACCAGAGCCAGUACCACAGACUGCCUGGACUCUGUCGCCGCCUCAAACGCCGAAGGAUCACAGUCAUGUGUAACAUGGAGAAGUUCUGCUGGCCCCAUCAGGACCAGACCAGGUCUUGGUCCAGGUCCGGUCUCAGGUCUGGUCUCCGGUCUGGCCUCAGGUCUUGGUCCAGGUCUGGGCAGGUGUGUCCCUGUCCCAGAGGUCUCAGGUGUUCACACUACUUCAUCCACAGUUUGUGACAGAAGCUCCUUUAAUCCUUUACUACAACUAUUACUGCUACUACUACUACUAGUAGUACUAGUAGUACUAGUAGUACUACUACUAGUA